Pseudopipra pipra is the source of this 3320-nucleotide messenger RNA. Its product is annotated as ectonucleoside triphosphate diphosphohydrolase 8-like. Bases 200 to 1690 code for a protein of 496 amino acids. The record is from RefSeq and is a predicted model, not a curated record. The transcript is spliced from 10 exons. Gene Ontology annotation, cellular component: plasma membrane. Gene Ontology annotation, molecular function: hydrolase activity. Lineage: Eukaryota; Metazoa; Chordata; Aves; Passeriformes; Pipridae.
CCGAGCUGGGCCAUGAGUACAACUCUAAGACAAACGGGAGAACAGAUAUUAGAGAGUUUUGCCUAAGGCUGAUGAUCUGUGGGAGAAAAUAAAGGGGGAAAGAUUUUCCAGCAGUAUCCACUUCCAAAGGAUAUAAAAGGCAAGUCCAAGUGGGUUUGCUGCCCUCGAAGGAGCACAGAGCCACGGAGCCUUCACCUGAAUGAUGGCUAACAAGAAGCCCUUCACCAGUGCCAUCAUUGGGACACUGGUGGCACUCUCCAUCAUCGCCCUUGUUCUCAGCCUGGUGAAGGUUGAAGAUGUGACACUGCCACCCACGGUCAAGUAUGGGAUGGUGUUUGACGCGGGCUCGUCCCACACCUCUCUGUUUGUCUACGAGUGGGAUUCAGACAAGGAGAAUGACACUGGUGUGGUCAGCCAGACCUUGUCCUGUGAUGUCCAGGGGCCCGGCAUAUCAAGCUAUGCCUACGAUCCCCCUAGAGCCGGUGAUUCCCUAAGGGAAUGCCUGGAUAAAGCCCUGAAGGUUGUUCCUGCUGCGAAACAGAGGGAUGUCCCAGCUUAUCUCGGAGCAACAGCUGGCAUGAGGCUACUGAGGGAACAGAACAGUUCAGUAGCAGAUCAAGUCCUGGCCGAAGUCACUAAAACCAUGCAAGAGUACCCUGUGGAUUUCAAAGGGGCCCGAAUCCUUACGGGAGAGGAGGAGGGGGCUUAUGGCUGGAUCACCAUCAACUACCUGCUGGACUCCUUCACUAAGUUCUCUCCCAAAGCACACACGUGGCUCCGUCCAGAGGUGGCCAACAUUUUUGGGGCACUGGAUCUUGGAGGAGCAUCCACUCAAAUCAGCUUUAUGCCCGAAGGUUCAGUGCUAAACCAGAAUGAAGCUUCCAAGUUCACCCUGUAUGGGUACAACUACAACAUCUACACCCACAGCUACCUCUGCUACGGGCAGAACGAGAUGCUGAAGCGGCUGGCAAAGGAAUUAAUUGUGGCAUCGGCCCCCAGCACACGGGUCUAUCACCCCUGCUACCCAAAGGGCUACAAUGAAACGGUCCGUCUGUCUGCCUUCCGCGCCAGCCCCUGCACCGACUGGAGCGACGCCCGCCUGCCUGUCGGUGACAGCACGGUGACCCUGGAGGGCAGGGGCAAUGCCAGCGGGUGCCUGGCAGCCGUCAGGGAGCUGUUCAACUUCUCGGCGUGCGGGCAGAGCCGGGACUGCACCUUCGACGGCGUCUACCAGCCCCCGCUCCGAGGGCAGUUCAUUGCCUUCUCUGCCUUUUACUACAACUUCAAGUUCCUCAACCUGACGGAGGGGCAGCCGCUGGCCACAGCCAGGGAGGUCAUCGAGCAGCUCUGCACAAGGAGCUGGGAAGAUCUAUCUUCCAGCUACCCUAAAGAGGAUCCCAAGCGACUGCCUAAAUACUGUGCCAAUGCCAACUACAUCCUCACACUCCUCCUCGACUUCUACAAGUUCAAUGAGACCAGCUGGAAAAACAUCUUCUUCCAGAUGAAGGCAGGGAGUGCUGACGUUGGCUGGACACUGGGGUACAUGCUGAACCUCACCAACAUGAUCCCGGCGGAGGCUCCAACCAGGGUGAAGGGGCACAUGCCUUCUCUGUGGGCUGCAGCCACCACCUUCAUCAUCCUCAUCCUUGUCUUGGGGCUCACUGCCCUGCUGCUACUCCUGUGGGUGUAGAAGCCCAGCUGUGCUUCGGAGCCCAGGAGGUAUAAAUUGUGCUGGGGUCCCUGUGCUCCUGCCUACAGGACUGGCACCAAAGAACUGGGGUCUGGCCUCCCAUGGGACUGGCCCCCAACAUGCAGACAGGCACUAUGUGAGGUUUCCAGAGGAGCUCUGCUCCCGUGGACACCUGAUGGGACCAGCCUACAGAAGCCUCAGCCAUGCCUGUCUGCCUUCUCACAUUGCUGCCUGUUACAGAUACAGCUCCAUCCCCCUGGAAUAUGGGCCCAUGAGAGCCAGCCUGGCUCUGGAAGAGCUCCCCAGUGUCAGACUGUUGGUGCUCGGCUGCAGGCACCUGGUGUUGGGGUGCUCCGAGCCAUUCUGGGUAUGACCUUGGUCAUACCGGCAUGGCACUUGUCUCCAGGUGUGCAGGCAUGCAGGGCUCUGCAGGACCCCAUCUGCUCAGGGUCUGUCACUUGGGCUUAUGUGGAGAUGGUCUUGGAGAGAAAAGGAAAACUGAGCAUCCAAAGUCAGAAGCUUGGUCUGUGCCCCUCCAGAGGGUCCAUCUCAUCUCGUCGUCAUGUCAUGUCAUGUCAUCAUAUCUCACCAUCUCAUCUCAUCAUCUUCCUUUGUGUGGGAUAAAGGGAUUGAUGUUCCUGAGUGCCUUAGUGGAGGCAACACUGUCCCACCAGCAGAAGGCCUGGGCUCUGUGAGUGUCAGGCUGAGACUCCAGCAGGCUGUGGGUCCUGACCUGCACAUGGCUCAGCUGGGCCCUGCCCACGGCUGUGUCCUAGUUAGAACAGCUGGGACCAGUUCAUCACUGUGUGGGUGUUACACAAACUGUGUAUUCUACACCCUCCAUGCCAUUUCCCAGGAACUGUUAACAAUAGACCAUCUGCAGCAGCUGCCCAGAGCACACCUGACUCCUCAGGCUGUAGUUCUGGGUGAUGUUAACUCCCCUCCAGGGAGUCAUUAGCACCUCCACACCCAGCCUGAGGGGUCAUGUCUGCUAAUGGGCCACCAAGGAUUCCAAAAGUAUCUCACCCAUUGUGGAACUCCCCGCCCUGGGGGAGGUACUGGGCAUUCCUGCCUGAACCUGAGGGUAUAUAAUCUUGGGGUCUUGGGACUUCUGGUACUAUUUGUUGGAUCCAAAGGAGGACCAGAACCUUGACCGGACUGCGAGCACCACUUUCAACCAGACUGAGAUCACCUCUCUCGACCAGACUGCACCAGCACUCUCACCAACAGGUUUUUCCCUCUCCUUUUACUUUGGACUCAGGGGGGGCCCAAUGAACACCAUUCUGUUCAUGCCCCAGGGUGCUGGAUUACACAUCUGGGUUUUGUGGGUUAAACCAAUUGUUCGUCUGUAUAAUUGUAUUUAUUGUAUUAUUUUUAUUUGUUAUUCUGAUUUAUAAUCUCUUUUGAGUUGGGUUCAUUUCUCCUGCUGAUUUACCUUUAAACCAGCAUUCUGUGCCCCUGCCUUUGCCUUUGGUUCUGCUUGUUUUUAUCUGCCCCGUGGAUGACUCAUGUUGUUGUUUGCAUUCCCAUAGCAAGGCGCUGACCUUUGGUGUCCCUGUGGAGUGUCGGACACCUCACAGCUCUUGUGACCCACAUAAAGAUCAUAAAAGGCAGCACAUGGGAAAAUGUC